This is a messenger RNA of Volvox carteri f. nagariensis, 1665 nucleotides long. RefSeq lists its product as uncharacterized. The record is from RefSeq and is a predicted model, not a curated record. Lineage: Eukaryota; Viridiplantae; Chlorophyta; Chlorophyceae; Chlamydomonadales; Volvocaceae. Bases 1 to 1665 code for a protein of 554 amino acids. The transcript is spliced from 13 exons.
AUGCUAGAUCUUGUCCUGAUGGUGAAGCUGCUUUUUUCGUUUUUCAUCAACAAACCGGCAGCCCUCGAGGCCGUUGCCCUGGGCAACUCCGACAGCCCUCUGCUGGUCCGCCUGCCAUCCCGACCGUGGGGCGCCGUCGCAUCUCUAAGCAAGGCGGAGGUUCAGGCAGCCGCUGGAACUUCCCUUCCCAAGCGCAUCUCUGUUGUCCGUGACUGCUUCGCUUCUUUUGACCAGCCGCAGCGCCCCCUGAACCAGCGUUCGAUGCACAGAAACCCGGGGUUAGAGAAACUGGGCAGCAUGCGCCAUUUUCGUGUACAACGAUCAACCGCCUACGUUGUACCCGGUUGUGGAACUCGAGCACGACGAAAUGCCCCCGACCCAAAUCAGAUCUACGUGCGGAUCACCCUGUACUCGGCAUGUCUUUAUGCGGCUAAGGAUUUCGCCUUUAAAGAUUUACAGCUGGUUCGUCCGUUGGGUCCGUCCUCCGUGGCCGUCUCCGCUGCGCUAGCCUCCCAGCCCGAGCACCGCGCCGUGGUCGACACGUACACCCUCGCCGCUGCCGGGGACACCUACGAGCUGGAGCCGGGACCGGGAUCGGUCGCCGCGGACCUGAUCUCCUUCUUGCGUGCCCAGAAACAGCGCGUGUCGCUGGUGCCGGAUGUGGCGGUCGCGGAUGAUCAGCUGCAGGAGGCCACCCCCGUGGUGGCGGCCAAGAAGGGAGUGCGUCAGUCCACCAACGAGGUGCUGAUGGUGGCGCCCACCGCCUUCGGCUUUAACGAGCAGGCGGCCCAGGACAACAGCUUCAUGCACGCGGCCGCCAAGCCCGGGGAAGGCAAUGAGCUCACUCGGCAGGUGCUGCGGGAAUUCGCCGGGCUGCAUCACGCGCUGACCCAGGUGGCAGGAGUGAAGGUGAACCUGUUCGAGCACCACCUGUCUCACGGCACUCCGGACGCCUGCUUCCCCAACAACUGGUUCAGCACCCACCCCGCGGGCGAGGCGGCGGGCGGUGUCAAGCAGCCCACCCUCGUGUUCUACCCGAUGAAGUGCCCCAACCGGGCGGCGGAGCGCAGGGAGGACAUCAAGAAGGUUCUGGCCACCAAGGGCUACAGUCGAUUGUACGACAUGAGUGGGGAGGAGGCCAACAAGAAGUACUUUGAGGGCACGGGUGUGUUGGUGAUUGAUCGUGUCAACGGUGUCGUAUAUGUUGACAUCAGUGAGCGAGCGGAUCGCUCCCUGGCGGAGGAAUGGACCCACAAUAUAGGCUACAAGGAGCUGGUGACCUUCAGGUCGACGGACCUCCGCGGCAAGUCGGUGUACCACACCAACGUCAUGAUGGCCAUUGGCACGGGGGUAGCCAUCGUGUGUGCGGACAGUGUCAAGGACGCCAAGGAGCGACAGCACCUGCUGUCGUCCCUCCGUCGUACACACGAGGUCGUCGAGAUCAGUCUGGCCCAGAUGGACGCGCUGUGCGGCAAUGUGCUGGAGCUGGAGGACGGCAGGGGCCUGCCAGUGAUGGCCAUGUCCACGCAGGCCUACAACGCCUUCACGGAGGACCAGCGACGGGUGAUGCGGCGCCACGUCGCAGACCUGGUGCAUGCGCCCAUCGAUACCCUGGAGCGAGUGGGAGGUGGAGGCGUGCGCUGCACCCUGGCCGAGAUCUUUUGA